AAAGAAUAAAAAAAGAAAAAAAGAAGAAAAAUCAAGAGAGGAAACUGAAGUACAUAGACAAAGGCUAAGCUCUGUUUCUCUCUUCUUCUUCUUCUGCUGCAUCCUCUGCUCUUCUUCUGGCUGCUCCCCUGUACUUGAAAUCGAGUGACCAUUUCAUUUUCCCUUUUGUUUCGCUCCAUAGAUCUCCGGUUUCCCAAUCGGCGUACCCUAGACUCCGAUUCUCCCACAUUUUGUUUUCCCAAUUUGUUUUUUGGGGUUCCGAUGACCCUAGAUGCUUCCUGACCCUUCUUCUCCGGCGACCUCUCUCGCCCUUCAUGGACCUCCACAUGUACGAUGCCUGAGCUCCGUGGCAAGCCUCGCAGGAGCCGGGUAUCCGACCACCCAGUCCCGAUUGCCCACCAAACUCCCGUUAAGCUAACUGUCAGAACACGCCACCCAGCGCCGCCCGCCAAACGCAGCGGAGGGAAGAGUAUCAGGAAGGGCAAAGACGCGAUCGAUGCCGACGGUCACAGGGAUGUUCUAAAACCUGGAAUCGCUCUUGAAACGAGGCUGCGUAGGAGUAAGGAAGAAGUAGGGAAGGACAAGGGCCAACAGGUUGGUGCUACAGCCAUGGAUGAGUACGAUAGCGGCGGACGGAACGGCGAUAAGGCUCCUGUGGCCGAGGAUGAAGCCACAACCACUCCUCUUCCGGAGAAGGUUCAGGUUGGUGGUUCUCCAUUAUAUAAAGUUGAAAGAAAACUGGGAAAAGGAGGUUUUGGACAGGUGUAUGUAGGCCGACGCAUGGGUCCCAUGAGUUUAAAUGAAAGAUCUGGCCCUGGAGCCGUGGAGGUAGCCUUAAAAUUUGAGCAUAGAAGUAGUAAAGGGUGCAACUACGGGCCUCCUUACGAGUGGCAGGUUUACAACGCAUUAGGUGGUAGCCAUGGUGUGCCACGAGUUCAUUACAAGGGUCGGCAAGGUGACUACUAUGUCAUGGUUAUGGACAUGCUUGGACCUAGUCUCUGGGAUGUCUGGAAUAACAAUUCUCACACGAUGUCCAUUGAAAUGGUAGCAUGUAUCGCAAUUGAGGCAAUCUCCAUAUUGGAGAAGAUGCAUUCUAGAGGGUAUGUGCAUGGCGACGUGAAGCCUGAAAACUUUUUACUUGGUCCUCCUGGGACCCCGGAAGAGAAGAAGUUGUUUCUUGUAGAUCUUGGUCUAGCAACCAAGUGGCGAGAUAGUGCUGGUCUGCAUGUUGAGUAUGAUCAACGACCAGAUGUUUUUCGGGGGACGGUCCGGUAUGCUAGUGUGCAUGCACAUCUUGGCAGAACUGCUAGUCGAAGAGAUGACUUAGAAUCGCUUGCUUACACUCUUGUUUUUCUCCUUCGUGGUCGGCUGCCUUGGCAAGGAUAUCAGGGAGAAAAUAAAGGAUUUCUUGUGUCAAAGAAGAAGAUGGCUACUUCCUCUGAAACAUUGUGCUGUUUUUGCCCUCAGCCUUUUAGACAGUUUGUCGAGUAUGUUGUGAAUUUGAAAUUUGACGAAGAGCCCAACUAUGCAAGAUAUAUCUCUCUCUUUGAUGGGAUUGUGGGUCCCAAUCCAGAUAUACGUCCAAUAAACACAGAUGGUGCACAGAAACUUAUAUUUCAGGUUGGGCAUAAGAGAGGAAGGCUAUCCAUGGAGGAUGAAGAUGAUGAACAACCAAAGAAGAAGGUUCGAAUGGGGAUGCCUGCAACUCAAUGGAUUAGUGUUUAUAAUGCCCGUAGACCAAUGAAACAAAGAUACCACUAUAACGUUGCUGAUAUGAGGCUCUCUCAGCACAUUGAGAAAGGAAAUGAAGAUGGUUUAUUUAUUAGUUGUGUUGCUUCAUGUUCGAACCUUUGGGCCCUUAUUAUGGAUGCUGGAACUGGGUUUACUGCUCAAGUUUAUGAACUCUCACCAUGCUUUCUUCACAAGGAGUGGAUCAUGGAACAGUGGGAGAAAAACUAUUACAUCAGUGCAAUAGCAGGAGCUAAUAAUGGGAGCUCAUUGGUAGUAAUGUCCAAAGGGACCCAGUACCUCCAGCAAUCUUAUAAAGUCAGUGAUUCAUUUCCCUUCAAGUGGAUAAAUAAGAAAUGGAGGGAGGGAUUUUAUGUUACUGCCAUGGCCACUGCCGGCAGUAGAUGGGCAAUUGUUAUGUCUCGCGGUGCUGGAUUUUCUGACCAGGUUGUGGAGCUAGAUUUCCUGUAUCCUAGUGAAGGUAUUCAUCGCAGGUGGGAUGGUGGUUACCGCAUCACAUCAACUGCUGCAACUUUGGACCAGGCUGCUUUCGUUCUAAGUGUGCCAAGAAGAAAGCCAGCUGAUGAAACUCAAGAAACACUUCGGACAUCUGCCUUUCCUAGUACACAUGUCAAGGAUAAAUGGGCAAAGAACCUUUAUAUUGCAUCUAUUUGCUACGGCCGAACUGUUUCAUGAACUACUCCCUAAAUUGAUGCCUCUUAGAGCCUGCAAUUUUUAACAGAUGAUGCUUCUUUGGGCGGAAUUUUUAAGACCAACGAUUGACUGGCUAAUGGAGUUGAUGUAGCUAAACUGUUCAUUAACGUCGGCACCGUGUAGCAUCAGAUACAGACACCUAUGCUCUGGCUUUCAUUCAUGUUAUUCAAGUAUGAGCUAAAUUUAGAUCUUUCGUGUCCCUGGGGUUUGGGUAAUAUUUACCAAAUUGUUAAAGGUUUUGUAUAGUCUUGAGCACUAGUUCUUGGUUGAAGGCAUGUGCAUAGGUGAUCUUUUCUGGGUGCUGAGGGAAUGUGAAAGUUAUGAUUAUCAAGCAUCAGUGGGCUCUGGAUAUUCAUAUCCCUUUUUGAUUGUACUUAGAUCCUUAUCUCUCACCUUUUUGGAACUGAGGAUACUCUAAAUGUCUGAACCUGGAAGAUAUCAAUUUUACACCUGGAAGCGACACUUUUUAGUGGAUCUUCUAUCUAUAAUCAUUAGUUAACUGAUGACUUUA
This is a messenger RNA of Momordica charantia (bitter melon), 2953 nucleotides long. RefSeq names its product Protein kinase family protein. Gene Ontology annotation, molecular function: ATP binding; protein kinase activity. NCBI's taxonomy places the organism in Eukaryota, Viridiplantae, Streptophyta, Magnoliopsida, Cucurbitales, Cucurbitaceae. Gene Ontology annotation, biological process: protein phosphorylation. The record is from RefSeq and is a predicted model, not a curated record.